ACCAAGAAAGCAUUGUUUUUUACGACAAUAACGUGUGGGAAUUUGAAGUGAUUUCGCGGUUUGACAACAGUGAAUAGUGGUGGUCGGUGGAGUAUGGUGUUAGUAGUGCUCCUCGUCUACCACGGAUAACAAAAAGAAAAGUGAAAGUUUGAAGUGUGUAACAGAAUAACGGUCGGUAGUGGAGAAAGUGGUGUUUUGUGUCCUCCUUUCAGUUAGUUUGCCUUACAAGAUGUUUUGUGGUCAAAGCUGAGGCUUAGUGUUGUGAGAAUGUGAGACUUUUGGGGAAGGAUAUUGUGAUGCUGUGUUGCUCUUUUAUCACUCCUCAGAUUGGAAGGUUGGAUAAAGUAACGUCUGUGCUCGUGUUUCGCUGUGUUUCGCGCCAAAAUGAGUUUCAAGCGGAGCAUCCUAAUCGGAGGACUUCUCGUGUCGAUAGUACUGCUAGUAUCAGGAUUAACAUUCUAUAUGAGUCUGGGGCCAUGUCCGAGCGGAACAUUUGCUUGUGACAAUGGCACGGUUUGUGUUCCGCGACGUCAAGUCUGUGACGACCGUAGGGAUUGUGCUGAUGGUCAAGAUGAGCAUCCUGUAGAGUGUGGUAUGUUCCACGGAAGUAAUGAGUUGCUCCUGAAGAUUGUAUAUCGUAUGAAUCAAACGAACGGGAGAAAUGACGAGGAAGACAGUUCUAGUAUGUGUGAUAUUAAGACAUAUCCAAACGUUUGUGCAUGUGUGAGACGUUCAAUGCUGACCUGUAGUAACGCCGGGUUUCUGAAACUACCUCCAAUAAGUACUGAGGUUACUUACUUGCAUCUUGUAGGGAAUAAUUUAACAUUACGGAAAGAUUCUUUCCAAGGAUUCAAUCUAGUCUAUCUAAACUUACGAAGUAACAACAUAUCAACGCUGCCAUCAGGGAUUUUCUCAGGACUAAGUCGUCUGCAGAAGCUCUUUUUAGGUUUCAAUCGAAUACAUAAGUUACCAACAGGAGUAUUUAAAGGACUCUCAUCGUUAAAUUGGCUGUUCAUCAAUUCUAAUGGAUUGCACAAGUUCUCGCUGAGGGCGCUCAAGGAAUUGAACAAUCUACACUGGCUCAAUCUCUCGCAGAAUCACUUAUUGCUGAAAAACGAAGAAUUUCCACAACUGGAAAAUCUCGUUGAACUGACAUUGGACCAUAAUGAUAUUGUUGAGGUAUCGGAGAGUCUAUUUUUGCAGCUAAGCGAAUUGCAAUUGUUGAGUUUGACUCACAACCGGAUCAAGACAGUACACCCACGAGCUUUCACUGAACUGCGAAAAUUGCGAGAACUACGACUCACGAAGAACCCAUUGAAGACGCUCUCCGGUCAAGCAUUCACCAACAUGAAGAGCUUGGAGGCACUAUAUCUCGGAGAAACACAAGUCACCAUAGACAGGAAUUUGCUGGGCACAACGAACGUGUCCUAUUUAAAUUUGCAUGGUAUCGGAUUCAACAACAUCGACUUUCAAGUGGUAGGCAAUAUUCCCGCUCUGCAAUAUGUUGUCUACGACAAGUUCUAUUUCUGCUCAAUGACGCCGCACAUUCAGAAAUGCAAGCCAAACAGCGAUGGGGUGUCCUCGUUUGAGGACCUUCUCUCCAAGCCGGUCCUCCGCUAUUCGGCUUGGCUUAUGGCAGGAUUAACCUUCUUUGGCAAUAUCCUGGUUCUGUGGGGUAGAUUCAUAUAUCGGGACGAGAAUCGUGCUGUGACAAUGGUCAUAAGGAAUUUGGCCGUAUCCGAUAUCCUUAUGGGCUUUUAUUUAUCCGUAAUCGGAAUACAAGAUGCCCGCUACCGUAGUCGCUAUCAUGAAGUUGCAUUGGAUUGGAUUACUUCCUGGAGCUGUGCCGCUGCUGGAGUUCUUGCAGUCACAUCAUCUGAGGUGUCAAUGUUAAUUCUGGCGUUUAUGUCCUUGGAACGAUUUUUGUUAAUUGCCGAUCCGUUCGGCGGUCAUAGGAGAUUAAAUUCCAGGAAUGUGUGCUUCUGUUUACUAUCGAUUUGGUUGGUUGGAGGAACAAUAGCCGUGGCACCGGUAAUCCUUUGGCGAUCUAGCACCAGAUUUUACGGAGCUUAUUCAGGAACGUGCUUCCCGCUGCAUAUUCAGGAACGUUAUCCAGUUGGCUGGGAGUAUUCGGCCUUUUUAUUCUUGGGGUUGAAUUUGUUUUUAUUGAUUAUGAUUGCCUUGCUGUACACGGCCUUGCUGUUCUCUAUCUGGCGGACGAGGAGCAAAACACCACUCGCCAUGCUGGAUUGCGAAUUUGCUGUGCGGUUUUUCUUCAUCGUCCUGACUGAUAUGAGCUGCUGGGCUCCGAUUAUCACCAUGAAGAUUUGGGCUUUUAUGAGCUAUGAUAUUUCAGACGACACUUAUGCAUGGUUGGUGGUAUUCAUUCUGCCAUUGAAUUCGGCAGUAAAUCCACUGCUUUAUACUUUCACAACUCCGAAAUACAGGAAUCAAGUUCUACUUAGGGGAUGGCAUAAAUUCACCUCAAGGCGUCGAACUGAGGGGUCCGGAAACUCUAAUCCAGAUGAGUCUCAAGGAAAGAUAAUCCCACUCCUCUACCAAACGGCCAACAACAGCCAGUGGAAAGGCUAGCAUACGUUAGAGUGCCAAUCAUUUUGAAGAAAACUUUGAUAUUGGAACCCCAUUUACAACCUUUAUAUACAAUACGAUAUGUAAACUUAAUCUAACAUUUUUAAACGCUCGAAUUUUUAAAAAUUCUUCAAAAGAUAUUUUUAGCCUAAAAUGGGAUGAAAGUCGGCGUUUUGUAUCUUCAUCCCAAAUUUUAAGAUAACAGGAAAACUACUAUAGCUAAAAGUAACAUUGAAUGUGAUGAAACGUAUUCUAUUUACAUUUAUGUAUA
Messenger RNA from Hermetia illucens (black soldier fly), 2860 nucleotides. RefSeq names its product relaxin receptor 1 (gene Lgr3). Gene Ontology annotation, biological process: G protein-coupled receptor signaling pathway. Gene Ontology annotation, molecular function: G protein-coupled receptor activity; protein binding. Lineage: Eukaryota; Metazoa; Arthropoda; Insecta; Diptera; Stratiomyidae. The record is from RefSeq and is a predicted model, not a curated record. The coding region runs from base 385 to 2592 and encodes 735 amino acids. Gene Ontology annotation, cellular component: membrane. The transcript is spliced from 11 exons.